GAACUGCAGGUAGUCCGCCAUUGCUGUAUGAAGAACUGUCGGAUUUGGUGUUUGGCAGUCAACAAUAAACUUGUUGUGCCGGGACCCGGAGCUACGAGGUCGGGUGAAAUCUCGUAGGCUGCUCCUUAAACCAGUAGUCGGCCCAGUCCCUCCCUGGACAACACUUUCAUGUGAAUACGGAGCCCACGGACGAGGCAACCAUGUCCAAUCUCAGCAAAGGCGGCACCAAGAAGGACACCAAAAUGAGGAUACGGGCCUUUCCUAUGACGAUGGACGAGAAGUAUGUCAACAACAUCUGGGACCUUCUGAAGAAUGCCAUCCAGGAAAUUCAGAGGAAGAACAACAGCGGUCUGAGCUUCGAGGAGCUUUAUCGGAACGCCUACACGAUGGUGCUCCACAAACACGGAGAGAAACUGUACACCGGCCUACGUGAAGUUGUUACUGAACACCUUAUUAACAAAGUACGAGAAGAUGUUCUCAAUUCCCUUAAUAAUAACUUCCUCCAAACCCUAAAUCAGGCCUGGAAUGACCACCAGACAGCCAUGGUGAUGAUUAGAGACAUCCUGAUGUAUAUGGAUCGAGUGUACGUACAGCAGAACAAUGUAGAGAAUGUCUACAACCUGGGCCUUAUCAUAUUUAGGGAUCAGGUGGUCCGCUAUGGCUGCAUCAGAGACCACCUACGACAGACCCUGCUAGACAUGAUUGCACGUGAGAGGAAGGGGGAGGUGGUGGACAGGGGGGCCAUUAGAAAUGCCUGCCAAAUGUUAAUGAUCCUUGGCCUUGAAGGGAGAUCUGUUUAUGAAGAAGACUUUGAAGCACCGUUUUUAGAAAUGUCUGCAGAAUUUUUCCAGAUGGAAAGCCAAAAGUUCCUUGCAGAAAACAGUGCCAGUGUGUACAUAAAGAAGGUGGAAGCCAGGAUUAAUGAGGAGAUUGAACGGGUAAUGCACUGCCUGGAUAAAUCCACAGAGGAGCCCAUCGUCAAGGUGGUGGAACGCGAGCUCAUCUCCAAACACAUGAAGACCAUCGUAGAGAUGGAGAACUCAGGCCUAGUCCACAUGCUGAAGAACGGCAAAACAGACGAUUUGGCAUGCAUGUACAAGCUGUUCAGCAGAGUUCCCAAUGGGCUGAAGACCAUGUGUGAGUGUAUGAGCUCAUACCUGCGGGAGCAGGGCAAGGCCCUGGUGUCAGAGGAAGGAGAAGGAAAAAAUCCUGUGGACUAUAUCCAGGGUUUGCUGGACCUGAAGUCCCGUUUUGACCGUUUCCUCCAGGAGUCCUUCAACAAUGACCGCCUCUUUAAACAAACUAUUGCUGGCGAUUUUGAGUACUUCCUUAAUCUGAACUCUCGCUCGCCUGAAUAUCUCUCACUCUUCAUCGAUGACAAACUGAAGAAGGGUGUUAAAGGGCUGACAGAGCAAGAAGUGGAGUCUAUACUGGACAAGGCCAUGGUGCUCUUCCGCUUCAUGCAGGAGAAAGACGUGUUUGAGAGGUACUACAAGCAGCACCUGGCUCGCAGGCUGCUCACCAACAAGAGCGUCUCUGACGACUCAGAAAAGAACAUGAUCUCAAAGCUGAAGACUGAGUGCGGCUGUCAGUUCACAUCUAAACUGGAGGGCAUGUUCAGAGAUAUGAGCAUCUCCAACACCACCAUGGAUGAGUUUAGACAACAUCUACAGACGACUGGGGUGUCACUCGGAGGGGUCGACCUCACCGUUAGAGUCCUGACCACGGGAUACUGGCCAACGCAAUCAGCAACACCCAAGUGCAAUAUCCCCCCUUCACCUCGACAUGCAUUUGAAGUUUUCAGAAGGUUUUACCUUGGCAAGCACAGUGGGAGACAGCUCACCCUGCAGCACCAUAUGGGCUCUGCAGAUCUAAAUGCCACCUUCUACGGGCCAAUUAAAAAGGAGGAUGGGUCAGAGGUUGGAGUGGGUGGUGCCCAGGUGACAGGCUCCAAUACCAGAAAGCACAUCCUGCAAGUGUCCACCUUUCAGAUGACCAUUCUCAUGCUUUUCAACAACAGAGAGAAGUCCACCUUCGAGGAGAUCCAGCAGGAGACAGACAUCCCAGAGAGGGAGUUGGUGCGAGCGCUGCAGUCUCUGGCCUGUGGCAAGCCAACGCAGAGAGUUCUCACCAAGGAGCCAAAGUCCAAGGAGAUUGAAAAUGGCCAUGUGUUUACAGUCAAUGACCAAUUUACCUCCAAACUGCACCGUGUCAAAAUUCAGACAGUGGCUGCUAAACAGGGGGAGUCUGAUCCGGAGAGGAAAGAGACACGGCAGAAAGUGGACGACGACAGGAAGCAUGAAAUCGAAGCUGCCAUCGUUCGCAUCAUGAAGUCUAGAAAGAAGAUGCAGCACAAUGUCCUGGUAGCAGAGGUCACACAGCAGUUGCGAGCACGAUUCCUUCCUAGUCCUGUAGUCAUCAAGAAACGCAUUGAAGGACUCAUUGAGAGGGAGUAUUUGGCAAGAACACCAGAGGAUCGCAAAGUGUACACUUAUGUAGCAUAAAACAAAUGAAUUCAAUGAAAGCUAGCCUUGAGUUGAAAGAAGCUGAGGGUCUUUUUUUUUUUUUUUUUGUGGACUGCUAUGUGUUUGAACGAACUUGGAAGUGCUUUCAUUGUUGAUUCUGGGAAACACUGGGAAGGUUAACAUUUCUUCCAUAAAAAUGUGUUUUAAAAAGAAAAAGGAAAAAAAAAAUCAUGCAAAAGAUGGUGAAGUUUUCUAGCAAUAUUAGAUUUCUUCAGUUGAGAAAUGAAAGGAGGGAGUCUAGUUUUGUAUAAAAUCAUGCUUCUUGUGGCCUUUGGAGAGAACUCGGAGAGCCUGUUUGCGGGUUAACGACGCGCCGUCACCGAACGAGCGAAAACACAUUAAAGCGAGCGCGCGGCUACAUGGAGACCAAGAAAACAUUUGAACUCACUCCCCUGUUUUAAAUGUUGAUGUCAAUGUGUUCUGUUUGUGUUUUUGUGGCACAAUAAUGGCUGUACAGGUUGACAGAUAGGCCUUUUCCUCUCAGAGGACUUUUUAGAUUUAAAGAAGAGGACAAAGUGUUAACUGGUACAGACCUGGUUUACAACAGCAGUGAAAUACAUUUUGAGUACUUGAGAAAACAUGAGUGCUUAAUUUAUGUUGCAAAUAAGGUCUGUUUUGGGGAUUGUUUUAAUAUCUGCUAUGAAUUAUGUCCAUCUCACAGCUGAACUAUUUAAUGCCAUUUUCAUUUUGCCAGGUCUGUACUAGUGGUUAUAGAGAUCAAGGGCUGUUGCUUCACAGCAUGCUUUUAUCUAAUGGAUCAAUCAGGGGAAUAAGACACACAUGAAAUCCCAUAAAAGGUGUUUGGACUCUCAUGACACAUUUUUUUCACUUAAGGCCUGCUGUAUGAUAGGCCCAAAAAAAGGAUGAUCUCCUCUCUCUGAAUGGAAGGUUCCUGGUGGUGCAGGUCUGCAAAGAGGAUAUUUUUCGUUCUCAACUGCAUUUUUGAUCAAGUGGAACCAGUUUAGCACCAUGUUCUAAUGUGUACAAAUUGUAAAAUAAAUAUUGUACUCACUGCGAAGGUGGAUUGUACAGGGCCUUGUUUUCAUCAUAUUAAA
This is a messenger RNA of Archocentrus centrarchus (flier cichlid), 3580 nucleotides long. RefSeq names its product cullin 3b (gene cul3b). The transcript has 16 exons. Lineage: Eukaryota; Metazoa; Chordata; Actinopteri; Cichliformes; Cichlidae. Gene Ontology annotation, cellular component: cullin-RING ubiquitin ligase complex. Gene Ontology annotation, biological process: ubiquitin-dependent protein catabolic process. The coding region runs from base 201 to 2504 and encodes 767 amino acids. The record is from RefSeq and is a predicted model, not a curated record. Gene Ontology annotation, molecular function: ubiquitin protein ligase binding.